Messenger RNA from Ziziphus jujuba (common jujube), 2077 nucleotides. RefSeq names its product probable polyamine transporter At3g19553. The coding region runs from base 398 to 1912 and encodes 504 amino acids. The transcript has 2 exons. Lineage: Eukaryota; Viridiplantae; Streptophyta; Magnoliopsida; Rosales; Rhamnaceae. Gene Ontology annotation, molecular function: transmembrane transporter activity. Gene Ontology annotation, biological process: transmembrane transport. Gene Ontology annotation, cellular component: membrane. The record is from RefSeq and is a predicted model, not a curated record.
UACCAUUUGCUGCGUACCUUGCAUUUCGCACUCAACGCAAUCUUAGAUAGAGAAGCGUAGUUCGUAGCCGGUUACAAAACACUAUUCCCACGUGCGUUCACCGCGCGUGUGCAAUACAACAACAUAGGCACAAAGUCAAAUUUUGACUCCUCUUUCCCAUCCCAAUUCCCAUGGAAGAUAAUCAAAGCUUCUUCUCCAUGCAUAAACUUCUGCCGCCCAAGAUCUGAAAAUUUCUUCUAUUUUUGUUCGCAAAUAGGGUCUUCUUCUUAAGGUUAUCACUUUUGGUCUUUCAGAGCUUUUUUCAACUUUGACUCAGUUCAGUACUGAAUCUGUUACAAACUGUUUUGUGAGUGAUUUCUCGUUUCUUUCUGAGCUAUCCCUUCCCUCUGGCCCGUUGAUGGGUGAGGAAGAGGGAAUGGUAAGCGAUGUGAAAAGCUCUGCUUCCGAAAAAACAAAUCCAAAGCUAACACUUUUACCUUUAAUCGCUUUGAUAUUCUACGAAGUUUCAGGAGGUCCAUUUGGAGUAGAAGAUUCCGUCAGGGCUGGUGGUGGUCCUCUUCUGUCUUUGCUUGGUUUCUUGGUUUUUCCCUUCAUUUGGAGCAUCCCUGAAGCUCUGGUCACAGCUGAGCUAGCCACCUGCUUCCCUGAAAAUGGUGGGUAUGUGCUUUGGAUAUCAUCUGCAUUUGGACCUUUCUGGGGUUUUCAAGAAGGGUUUUGGAAAUGGUUCAGUGGGGUUAUGGACAAUGCUUUAUACCCAGUUUUGUUCCUUGAUUAUCUAAAGCAUUCCUUACCCAUUUUCAAUAGAUUGCUUGUGAGAAUUCCAACUCUGUUAGGAAUUACUUUCUCUUUGACUUACUUGAAUUAUCGAGGCCUACAUAUUGUUGGGUUUUCUGCUGUUUCCCUUGCAAUUUUCUCACUCUGCCCGUUUGUCGUAAUGGUUAUUCUUUCAAUUCCCAGAAUAAGGCCUAUGCGGUGGCUUGUGGUGGAUUUCAAGAAGGUGGAUUGGAGAGGAUAUUUCAAUAGUAUGUUUUGGAAUCUGAACUAUUGGGAUAAAGCGAGUACGCUUGCAGGAGAGGUUGAAAAUCCCAGUAAGACAUUCCCAAAGGCCCUUUUUGGUGCUGUGGUUGUGGUUGUUUCUUCGUAUUUGAUUCCAAUUCUUGCUGGAACAGGUGCUUUAAGAUCUGGUUCUGGUGAGUGGACUGAUGGGUAUUUUGCCGAAGUUGGGAUGUUGAUUGGUGGGUUUUGGCUCAAAUGGUGGAUUCAAGCUGCUGCUGCAAUGUCUAAUAUGGGAUUGUUUGAAGCAGAAAUGAGCAGUGAUGCUUUUCAACUUCUUGGGAUGAGUGAGAUGGGAAUGCUUCCUUCUAUAUUUGCUUCAAGGUCUAAGCAUGGGACACCCACCAUCAGCAUUUUGUGUUCUGCAACUGGAGUGAUCUUCUUGUCAUGGAUGAGUUUUCAAGAAAUCUUGGAAUUUCUUAAUUUCUUAUACGCUAUUGGAAUGCUGCUUGAGUUUGCAGCUUUUGUAGUACUGAGAAUUAAGAAGCCUGACCUUGAUAGACCUUACAAAGUUCCAUUCCAAACAUUUGGGGCAACAAUGCUUUGCCUUCCUCCUGCAUUGUUGCUUGUUCUUGUUAUGUCUUUGGCUACCAUGAGGACAUUCUUUGUAAGUGGUGCUGUUAUCAUAUUGGGGUUUCUCUUAUACCCUUUGUUAGUUCAUGCAAAGGAGAGGAAAUGGGCACUAUUUGAUGCAUCAAAACCUGCUAUGCCUCCCAAUAUCAGCUUGGAAGACCAUUCAGUCGCUUUGCAACCGCGGGUCACGGAUGAGGCGUCGGUUAGCCUUCUCUCGGAGUUGUCAUCUCUUAAGACAGAACAAGAACCAUCACAAAUCAUGGAAGGAGUAUUGAAAGUAGAUUAGAAGGAUCUCGCAUACCGCCUUCACGUCAUAACAAUAGAUAAAAUUCCACUUUCACACAGGUUCACAGUCAUGUAGGAAACUUGGCUUGUAGACUGUAAUUUUUAUACAUCAUAAAAAAUUCAUAUAUAUUUGAAGCUUUUCUCUCUAAUUAUUAGUUGUUUUCAA